Messenger RNA from Gambusia affinis (western mosquitofish), 1278 nucleotides. Its product is annotated as GTPase IMAP family member 7-like. The coding region runs from base 198 to 1172 and encodes 324 amino acids. The record is from RefSeq and is a predicted model, not a curated record. Gene Ontology annotation, molecular function: GTP binding. The transcript is spliced from 2 exons. NCBI's taxonomy places the organism in Eukaryota, Metazoa, Chordata, Actinopteri, Cyprinodontiformes, Poeciliidae.
AUUUCCCUAUGAAAUCACACUGUUUUAUCGCAGAUGACACCUGUUUAGUCAUUCAUUCUGUUCACCAUGAGGGAACAAGUCAGACAGGUCAGAUGAGAGCAAAGUAGUCAAACUGAGGCAGGUCGGAGCUACACACCAAGAGAAAAGACCAAAGAAGGAGACAUUUACUAUUUCUCUGCUAAACUUUUUGUGACAAAAUGGAAGCUCCAGCCGCAUUCAGGAUCAUCCUUCUGGGGGAAAGUCGGAACGGGAAGAGCAGCCUGUGCAACACCAUUUUCGGAGAAGCCAUAUUUGGCGUUAAAAAUUUUAACGACAUGAAUUCCUUUGCUACCGAAGCAAAAACCAAACUCGUCAAUGGAAGAAACUUUACUUUGAUCGAUACCCCUGGGCUGUUCGACUCAGGCAGGUCUCCGGAGGCCGUGAAACCCGAGUUACUGAGGUGCAUCAUAGAGUGCGCUCCAGGCCCUCACGUUUUUUUGAUCGUUCUCAAAGUAGAUAAGUACACCGAGCAGGAGGAAGACGUCAUCGCUAAAAUACGGAGGUACUUCUCUGAUGACGCCCUGAAGUACGCAGUGGUGGUCUUCACCCACGGUGACCAGCUGCCUGAAGGGAUGAAAAUCAAACAGUAUGCUGAUCAAAGUGACAGUCUAAGGGAACUGGUGGAGAAGUGUGGCGGUCGCUGCCAUAUUUUUGAUAACAGAUACUGGCAGAACAACCAGAAAGAUGACUAUAGAAGCAACAAGUUCCAGCUGGUGGAGCUGCUCAACACCAUAGACAAGAUGUGGAUGGAGAACAGAGGAGGACACUUCAGCAAUAAAACACUCAAUAACAUUGAGAGAGAAAUGCAAGAGGAGAUAAAGCUUCUAAAACUGUCUACAGAGAACAUGUCAGAGGAUGAAAUGAGGCAGCAGGUAAAAAGUAUUGUCCUAAAAAGGCAUUUGGAGGAAAACUUUUGGCUAAAAGUUUCAGUUGGUGCGGGUUUACUCGCAUUUUUUAUCAUCUCCAGAUUAAACCCAACGUCAAACAUAACAGAGGAAUCAGUUGUGGAAGCAGCUCAAACCGUUUUACAUCAGAGAGCUGAGCAGGCAAUACCAAACGCAUUUGAAGCUAUCUGUGACUAUCUUAAUGCAUUAUUUGAAAGAACGUACAAUCCUUUCUGUCCGUUUGACUAGUCAUCAAGUGUUUUAGAUUCUUUUUGCCAUUAGGAUUAUGUGACUAUGUACUUGUACAUAUGUGUCUUUGCAUUUUUCUCCCAAAAUAAAACACCUUGACUAUCCU